This is a messenger RNA of Panthera uncia (snow leopard), 4522 nucleotides long. RefSeq names its product ALF transcription elongation factor 2 (gene AFF2). Gene Ontology annotation, molecular function: G-quadruplex RNA binding. Gene Ontology annotation, biological process: regulation of RNA splicing. The transcript is spliced from 21 exons. Gene Ontology annotation, cellular component: nucleus; nuclear speck. The record is from RefSeq and is a predicted model, not a curated record. NCBI's taxonomy places the organism in Eukaryota, Metazoa, Chordata, Mammalia, Carnivora, Felidae. Bases 191 to 4150 code for a protein of 1319 amino acids.
CGCAGGACCGGGCACCGCCGGCGCCCGCCGCCGCCGCCGAUGCGGCCUGGGCACUUUUAGCCGGGCGGGAGUGCCGGAGAGCCGGGCCGCCGAGAGCAGCGAGCGAGCCGCGCCGAGAGCCGCGCCGACCCGCCGCGAGCAGGGACGGACGCCCGCCCGCCGCCGCCGCCGCCGCCGCCGCCCGGCCGCUAUGGAUCUAUUCGACUUUUUCAGGGACUGGGACUUGGAGCAGCAGUGUCACUAUGAACAAGACCGUAGUGCCCUUAAAAAAAGGGAAUGGGAGCGGAGGAAUCAAGAAGUCCAGCAAGAAGACGAUCUCUUUUCUUCAGGCUUUGAUCUUUUUGGGGAGCCCUACAAGGUAGCUGAAUAUACAAACAAAGGUGAUGCACUUGCCAACCGAGUCCAGAACACGCUGGGAAACUAUGAUGAGAUGAAGGAUUUGCUAACUAACCAUUCUAAUCAGAAUCAUCUAGUGGGAAUCCCAAAGAAUUCUGUGCCCCAGCCUCCCAUCAACAAAAACGAGCCAAGCUUUCUCCCCGAGCAAAAGAACCGAAUGCUCCCACCUCACCAAGAUAACACUCACCCCUCGGCCCCAAUGCCUCCGCCUUCUGUCGUGAUACUGAAUUCCACUCUAAUACACGGCAACAGGAAAUCAAAAGCUGACUGGCCACGGGAUGGUCAUAACGCUAGCCUUGUACCAGCCAGCCAGGCCAGUAGCCAGCCAAACAAGAUGCAGCUGCCUGCGCAAGACCAGCCCCAAGCCCGACUGGAAGACUUCUUCGUCUACCCGGCUGAACAGCCUCAGGUCGGGGCCACUGAAGAGUCAAACCCAUCUGCGAAGGAAGACAAUAGCCUCAAGUCCAGCGGAGGGGAUGCUUUCAAAGAAAUCUUUCAGUCCGUCUCACCGGAAGAAUCUGAAUUUACAGUGCACGCUCCUGGGUCUCCCCUAGUUGCCUCCUCUUUGUUAGCUCCCAGCAGUGGCCUUUCGGUUCAGAACUUUCCACCAGGGCUUUACUGCAAAACAAACAUGGGGCAGCAAAAACCGACCGCGUAUGUCAGACCCAUGGAUGGCCAGGACCAGGCACCGGACAUCCCUCCGACACUGAAACCUUCCAUUGAAUUCGAGAACAGCUUUGGGAAUCUGUCAUUCGGAUCACUGUUGGAUGGAAAACCCAGUGCGGCCAGUUCAAAGCCCAAACUGCCCAAGUUCACGAUUCUCCAAACAAGUGAAGUAAGCCUUCCCAGCGAUCCAAGCUGUGUUGAAGAAAUCUUACGGGAGAUGACCCAUUCCUGGCCUGCUCCUCUCACUGCCAUGCAUACUUCUGGAAACUCUGAGAAGAACACACUUUCCAUCCCAGGACAGGAAUCCCAACAUCUGACCCCAGGAUUCACCUUACAAAAGUGGAGCGACCCGACCAGCAGAGCUUCUACAAAGUCAGUACCGCUCGAGUCGAUGCUUGAGGACGACUUGAAGCUGAGCAGUGAUGAAGACGACCUUGAGCCGGUGAAGACCUUGGCCACUCAGUGCACCGCCACUGAGCUCUACCAGGCUGUUGAAAAGGCAAAACCUAAGAACAAUCCUGUGAACCCGCUCUUGGCCACUCCUCAGCCCCCACCUGCGGUGCAAGCCGGCGGGGGCUCCGGCAGCUCCAGUGACUCUGAGAGCAGCUCCGAGUCAGACUCUGACACUGAAAGCAGCACCACUGACAGCGAGUCCAAUGAAGCGCCUCGUGCGGCCACGCCAGAGCCUGAGCCGCCCUCAACCAACAAGUGGCAGUUGGAUAAAUGGCUUAACAAAGUGACUUCCCAGAACAAGUCGUUUAUUUGUGGCCAAAAUGAAACGCCCAUGGAGACGGUUUCUGUGCCUCCUCCAAUCAUCCAGCCAAUGGAAGUCCAGAUCAAAGUGAAGACAAACCCCAGCCAGGUCCUGGCUGAACCCAAAGAGAGGCCUCUCCUCAGUCUUAUCAGGGAGAAAGCCCGUCCACGGCCUACCCAGAAAACUCCAGAAACAAAGGCUUUGAAGCAUAAGUUGUCAACAACUAUUGAGACAGCUUCCCAAAGGACAAUUGGAAAAAAACAGCCCAAAAAAGUCGAGAAGAACACCAGCAUUGACGAGUUUACCUGGCCCAAACCAAAUAUUACCAGCAGCACCCCCAAAGAAAAAGAAAGCGUGGAGCUUCCUGAUCCACCAAGAGGCCGCAACAAACCAUCUGCCCACAAACCAGUCCCUAGGAAGGAACCAAGGCCAAACAUUCCCUUGGCCGCCGAGAAAAAGAAGUACAGAGGGCCUGGCAAGAUCGUGCCAAAGUCCCGGGAAUUCAUCGAAACGGAUUCAUCUACAUCUGAUUCCAACACAGAUCAGGAAGAGACCCUGCAGAUCAAAGUCCUGCCUCCUUGCAUUGCUCCCGGGGGCAAUUCUGCCAAAUCGAAGGAAACCUGUGGUGCCAGCCUGACCCUCAGCACCUUGGUCAGCAGUACCAGCAGCAGCAGCAGCAGCAGCAGCAGCAGCAACAUAUCCGUCAAUAGUGAGGAACCAGCUUUUUCGCCCAUCCCUGUCAUGCAAACGGAGCUUCUGUCACCUCUACGAGAUCACGAGAAUCUGAAAAAUCUCUGGGUGAAGAUUGACCUUGACCUGCUGUCUAGAGUACCCGGUCACAACGCACUGCAAGCAGCACCAGCCAAGCCAGACCCCAAGGAGACUGCGCCGAAGCCUAAGCGCCAGACCGCUGCUGCGGCUGUGGAAAAACCCGCCCCUAAGGGCAAGCGUAAGCACAAGCCAACGGAAAUUGCAGAGAAAAUCCCUGAGAAGAAGCCACGUCUGGAGGAGGCCGCCGCUAUCUGCCUGCUGCCCCCAUGCAUCUCACCAGCCCCACCCCACAAGCCUCCCAACACUAAAGAGAACAAUUCAUCCAGGAGAGCAAAUAGAAGGAAAGAAGAAAAGCUGUUUCCUCCGCCACUUUCCCCACUGCCAGAGGAUCCUCCACACCGUAGAAACAUCAGUGGCACCAGUGGUCCCUUUGGUCAAGACAAAAACAUCCCUGUGAUUGGACAGAUCACCUCUACCAAGCCUAAGAGGAGUGAAGGCAAAUUCUGUGCUACUUUCAAAGGGAUAUCCGUAAAUGAUGGAGACACUCCAAAAAAGACCGCGUCUGCCACCGUCACGGUCACCAACACUGCUAUUGCCACUGCCACUGUCACUGCUACUGCCAUUGUCACCGCCACUGUCACGGCCACUGCGACCGCCACUGCCACAGCCACUACCACAACCACUACCACAACCAUUUCCACCAUCACAUCUACCAUCACUACUGGCCUCAUGGACAGCAGUCACCUGGAAAUGGCGUCCUGGGCGGCCCUGCCCCUUCUGUCCAGCAGCACCACCAACGUCCGGAGACCCAAGCUCACUUUUGACGACUCGGUUCACAAUGCUGAUUAUUACAUGCAAGAGGCUAAGAAGCUAAAGCACAAAGCUGACGCACUGUUUGAGAAAUUUGGCAAAGCCGUGAAUUACGCCGACGCAGCCCUGUCGUUCACCGAAUGUGGCAACGCGAUGGAGCGCGACCCUCUGGAAGCCAAGUCUCCAUACACCAUGUACUCUGAGACCGUGGAGCUCCUCAGGUACGCGAUGAGACUGAAGAACUUUGCAAGCCCCUUGGCUUCGGACGGGGACAAAAAGCUGGCAGUAUUAUGCUACAGAUGUUUAUCACUUCUCUACUUGCGGAUGUUUAAGCUGAAGAAGGACCAUGCCAUGAAGUACUCCAGAUCACUGAUGGAAUAUUUUAAGCAAAAUGCUUCAAAAGUCGCUCAGAUACCGUCUCCCUGGGUAGGCAAUGGAAAGAACACUCCUUCCCCGGUGUCUCUCAACAACGUCUCUCCCAUCAACGCGAUGGGCAGCUGUAACAACGGCCCGGUCACCAUCCCCCAGCGCAUUCACCACAUGGCCGCCAGCCACGUCAACAUCACCAGCAACGUGUUACGGGGCUACGAACACUGGGACAUGGCCGACAAACUGACAAGAGAGAACAAAGAAUUCUUUGGCGAUCUGGACACACUGAUGGGGCCCCUGACCCAGCAUAGCAGCAUGACCAAUCUCGUCCGCUACGUUCGCCAGGGACUGUGUUGGCUGCGCAUCGAUGCCCAUUUGUUGUAGUGGGUGCUCCCCCCAUGUCCAGCAUCACCACCCAUCACUCUACCUCUACCAGAGCACCAACGGUCACUGGUGGAACUCCACUCAUUUGGGAAAGUUCUCUUUGAUUCUGUUUGUUUUUACACUUCUUUUGAUACCUGUGAAAAACAGAAGUCAUUGUAAGUGGACACUACAACUUGAGAGCGGUAUAUGUUUUAUUACUUAGUCAUUUUUCAGUAUUUUGUAUGCAUUUCUCAGAUCCCACCAUCUUUUUGUGCUUGAUAUGAUGACACAGUCCCUACAGUAUUGUUUUAAGACCACACUACCCAAAACAAAGAAUGGGAAAUACUUGUGAUGAUAACAGGUUCCUGAGAACUGAAAUGAGAUGUCAUAUAU